UCCCCCAAAUUUGGGGGAAAAUCCCCCAAUCUGGCAACACUGGCGCUCACUGUCAUCGCUAUCCUGCUGGCUGUACUGGCUCUGUUGGUUAGUAUAGUGGGUGCCAAGUGUACCAACUGUGUGGAGGAGGAGUCUGUGAAAGCCCGUGUUAGCCAGGUGUCUGGGGUGUUGUUCCUUGUUGCCGGGGUGCUCUACCUCAUCCCAGUCUGCUGGUCAGCCAAUAGUGUCAUCAAGGACUUCUACAACCCCCUGGUCACCGAGGCACAGAAGCGCGAGUUGGGGGCCUCCAUGUACAUCGGCUGGGGUUCCUCUGCCUUGCUGCUGCUGGGGGGUGCUCUGCUGUGCUGCUCCUGCCCACAGAAGAAUGUGAACUACUUUGCCUGCUACACUGCUGCCAGUUCUCAUCUUCACACUGAUGUCCCAAGCAAGAAUUAUGUGUGAGAAUUCGGAUUUCAA
Messenger RNA from Acipenser ruthenus (sterlet), 456 nucleotides. RefSeq names its product claudin-6-like. The record is from RefSeq and is a predicted model, not a curated record. Lineage: Eukaryota; Metazoa; Chordata; Actinopteri; Acipenseriformes; Acipenseridae. Gene Ontology annotation, biological process: cell adhesion; bicellular tight junction assembly. Gene Ontology annotation, cellular component: bicellular tight junction; plasma membrane. The annotation marks the transcript as partial. Gene Ontology annotation, molecular function: structural molecule activity. The transcript has a single exon.